This is a messenger RNA of Atta colombica, 5421 nucleotides long. RefSeq lists its product as uncharacterized. Gene Ontology annotation, biological process: sodium ion transmembrane transport. The transcript is spliced from 14 exons. Lineage: Eukaryota; Metazoa; Arthropoda; Insecta; Hymenoptera; Formicidae. Bases 584 to 5416 code for a protein of 1610 amino acids. The record is from RefSeq and is a predicted model, not a curated record. Gene Ontology annotation, cellular component: membrane.
AGUACAGACGAGAAUUGAAGUAUCGCAAGUUGCAUAGCUAAGUUUUAUCUCGCUUUUGUAAAGAGAGAGAGAGAGAGAGAGAGAGAGAGAGAGAGAGAGGGGGGGGGAGGGGAGAUAGAAAGAGAGAAAGAUCGCUGCUUUCCUGAGUCGAGUUCAAGAACAAGAAAGGGAGCGGGUGGAGAAAAAGCGGGGAUAGAGGGGUCAUAAAAGCGGUCAUGCAAUGCGGGAAUGAUGACGAAAACUAUAUGCUCACUGUUGCGUCGCUAUACAAUUUUUAUACGGUUCUCGAACAAGGUCGUGCGCGAGUGGAAUGACCGUGAUUUAAACUCGUGAAUUAUCGCGCCCGCGUGCGUGCGUGCGUGCACGCGCACGCGUACGUGUCCGCGCCCGGUUCGACCGGGCGGACAAGCGAGCGGCGACAGCGAGGGAAGGAACCCGUUCGUUGUCUUUUCUUCCGAUCCGACAAAUGCCAGCUGCCCUCCGGUCCGCUUCGGUACGACUCGUCACACGGACCUUCUGUGCUCACGAACGUGAUCACCUCUGAGCGUCCCACGAGUGACACGCAGGUGUAAAUCGUCACAAGAUGGCUUCCAAUGAAGACGGCGAUUUGAUUGAUCUUGGAAACGAUGUAUGUGUGUCGCGGAUUACUGUGGAUGAUGCGACACCCGAAGAACAAGAGCAUCUGUUGGACGUGUGUCCUCCGAAACUGGAGCAGAAACUCUCCCUCACCAAGCAGCAAGAGCGGGUGCUGAACAGCACCGAUAAUGGUGAUAUCCUGGUAACCUUGGGUCACGAUCAAGUGGUACCUAUUCGCAAAAGGAUCGACGUGGUCUCAUCGGACACGAUCAAGCGGGUACGUGAUAUUACUAGGAAUCUAGAACCUGUGAUACACAGGACUUGUUCGGGCAUUAACGAAGAAACUCAGCAGGACACAGUGGAUUACGCGACGAUAUCGAGCUGCGAAAGAACGAGAGAAACUUCGACAUUGAGGCAUGAGGAUGAAACGUAUGAGACGCGGGAGAUAAACAAUGCUUUUGAUUUCCUCACUGAGCACGACGACAACGAAGACCAAGUAGAGAUGAGCUGCUCCGACCGCGCAAGGAACGAGAACAUCGAUUCGCAUUGCAUGAUAUCUCCUGUGAGUCUCUUGAUUGGAGGGGAAGAAGACAGGGUCAAUUACCCCUUUGAGUCGUCCAGGAUCUCGAAUGAGGAAGCGAACGGUAGAAGCGACGUGGAAGAGACGAAAGCCGUCACGCCAAGUGAGUACGAUGCUCAGCCGGACGAUUCGGUCUAUGAAUCUCCGCCAAAUUCAAACAAGUUUCGCGAGGAUAACUCGCCCAAAGACAGAAUCGUUUCUAUCGAUUCGGAAUCUCGCAUGAGAGUCGUUCUUAAGAGACGCGGAGAGGAAAAUGUUGCCUUGGAGCGCGGAAGCAAAAGGCGUUCCUUUCAAGAGUUUCAUCGUAAAUCGUGGACAGAAGGGGCAAACCUAAACUCGGCUUUUACCGAUGGGCUUCCUGGUAUCGAUAGAUCCAUCAGUCUCAAGGAAUAUCGCUGCGGACCGUCGAUUUCCAAUUGUGGGACCAGCUUUCUCACGAGACAACCGCCGGAAGUGGAAUCAGCGAUCAAACCGAGCGAGGACGUUUGCUCGGAAGGUUCCGAGGUGGAUUGGUCGUGGCUCGAAGAAGUGGAGUAUUUGCGAGCCGCGGAGUCGCUCGCGACCACCGGUGAACGUGAACGUAGUGAACAGGGUGGGAGGGUGAGCGCCGUCCCCACCAACGGAAGUGCGGGGCGCAGGCGCGCCUCCGAGCAUCGCGAAACGGCGAUGGGCCGCAGUGUCGCGAUGUCCGUCACCGCGACGGCAAAGUCCCUAGCAGGUGGUGGCUCGCGGUGGCCAUCCUCCAGUGGCGCGCUUCUCCUCGAUCGUCAAAACAACAAUAACAACAAUCGUCGCAGUAGUGGAAGGCACCGUCGGUAUCGCAACGGUAAUAAUAACAAUAAUGACGGCGACGACGACGAUGACGAGGCCGCGACCGCGCGUUGCAACGCUACGAACGAGGCGGUCGAUCGCGAAAAUCGCGACGGCGCGACAACGACGGUGACCGUCGCGGCCGUCGCCGCGACUGCGAACUCGUGGAUGCGCGCAUCCAUGCGGCGUCUGCGUCAUCUACGGUUACCCGAGGGUACGCAACGCGCCAACGUCGGCGGUAACGAGCCGGCCAAUCGGCGCGCCGCGAUCGUCUCGGCGCCGAAUUCGUUGCCGGAUAUCGCCCUGAUCGCGCCGGAGAUCCUCGCCGCGCAGACCAAUGGUAGCAGCGCUUCUGGCGCGCUGCUCCGGCCUUCGAGCGCGCCCGCGAGAAACGUGAUCGCCGGCGUCGCGACGCCCCGCCGAACCGGCCGGCAGUUCGCCGGUGGUAGAGCGCAAGGGACGCGAAAUCGCGAGGUGUCCUCGAGGCAAGGCAGCCUCGGCUCCACGACCACGGCCAGCGAUACUACCGUGUCCGGCAACACGACGUGCUCCAGCUCUUUCGGCGGUGUUUCCAGCAGCGCGCCUUCCAGCACGGCGACCAGCCCGCAGCGCGCCGCUCUCAGAAGUUCCAGGAUAUGCGAGAGACAGAGAGAUGCCAACAGGCAUAACGACAGGAACGAAGACGAUGAUGAGGACGAGAAUCCUCUGGGAAAAUGGCCUCACGCCCUCAGUUCGACCUUCGCGUGUCUCGGCUGCACUCUGGGACUCUUUAACAUCAGCAGAUUCGCUAUUCUUAGCAUACAAUUUGGAGCAAACUUCAUGAUACAGUUCCUGAUCUUAUCCCUCAUACUAGGCAUCCCGUUGUUAACACUACAAGUAUGUCUUGGACAAAGAUUGGCAGCCGGUUCCGUGGAUAUGUGGAGUAUAUCUCCGAUUUGUCAAGGCGUCGGGAUAGCUCUGCUCGUCGCGCAGGCAUUUAUCGGUAUCUACAGUAUAGUCGGUGUAUCGUGGAUGUUUGUGUUCUUCAGAGAUUCAUUCAUAACGAAGCAGGACAAAUAUCGAUGGGCGGAGCCAUUUCUUCUCUAUCGAGAGGACAACCGUUUCACACACAACAUCACCGCUUCGUACAAAUUACACGAGACUGUUCCGGAUUAUUUCAGCGGUGCUGUAUUGCAAAGACAUCAUUUGAUUGAUUCUAAUCCUGGUGUCGUCACAUUGAAGUUCCAAGUGGCCUUCAAUUUAGCCGUUGUGUGGAUGAUUGUGUUUGUUUCACUGAGUAAAGGACUGAGAUCUUACGGAAAAGUUGUAUACGUUUUCACACUAGCGCCCGUGUUUGGCACGUUAGUCCUUUGCGCGAAACUGAUCGGACUUAUUCCGCCGGGCUCGUUCAACCAACUUUUCCCUGCCACUGUUUGGAGCGAAUUCUUUAUUAAUGGGAAGUCAUGGGUGGCUGCCUCGAACGAGGUCUUCCUCACAUGGGGUUUACUCGGUGCGGCCGCUAUGCAGAUAGCGGCUCAUAACAAGCACAAGCAUUUCCUACAGCGCGAUAUAAGUCUCGUGGUAAUCUUGACGUUUGUGGUCCUCUUUCUCGCGGCUUUCCUCGCGAAUACCUGCGUACAAAUCCUCAGGCUUCACGGCUACAUCUACACUACUAGUUCUUUCGAGAGAAUAUCAGGGUAUACGUUUAUGAGGCUUGUCAAUGAUCCAGCACCACCAGGAUAUAGUAUCACGCCAGAGAGAUUCAUGUCUCACGCAUCGUUUCUUCUUGGACAACGCGUAAUACGACCUGGCGUCGACACAAGUACCGAGUCCGGAUACCAGGUGUUACGGUUAGCCACUGAAUUGGUGCCUUCGACACUGGCAUUGUUAGGCACUGAACAGGUGUCGCCGUUCUGGGCAGUCCUGUUUUAUUUCAUUCUCAUUUUAUUUGGAAUCGCACAACAGCUGGCGAUCUGGCAUUGUGUAAUAACUGGUAUAAUGGCGAUCAAUACGAAAAUGAUGAAGCUCUGGGAGACCACGAUCACGUUUUUUAGCUGCGCUUGUGGUUACAUACUCGGAUUACCUAUGGCUACGGAGUUGGGUAUUUAUGUUGUGUACUAUCUCGAUUAUACCGUCGGCGGGGCAUGGUGGAUAAUAUUUUUGUAUCUAAUACAAAUCGUCGCUCUAUUCGCGAUCCGUGGGCGACCACACUCCGGCGAAGCAGUCGUCGCCGAGUUAUUCCCACCAAGUGGACGAUAUCUCAAGUACUGGGCCGCCCCUCUCCUCUCCUUCACAUGGACUGUUGUUCUCCCCCUUACUUUGGUGGCUCUGAGUAUUAUAGUAUUCAAGAGCGGUGACUUCUGGGAAUUGUAUUCUUAUCGUCGCACGAGCAAAGAUUACUGGGUUGUAUGGGCAAGGCAACUUGGAACGGCGAUUCAACUGACACCGAUACUCAUAAUACCGGUAGUGUCUGCCAUACAGGCGUGUCGGUACUUGAAUAACGGACCACCCGAUAUAUUCGAUAGCGAACAGGUGGCAGUAACAAUAAAUCAUUGUGAACAAUGUAACGGCAGAAUUCAAUUGCUUUGUCGGCCGAUGGAUCCAGAAGAGCCUCGCGAUGCUCAGACUCAAAUUGGAAACGACACCAGCACCAGCUUGCACGGAAAUGGCAUUUUACCCACCGCGACCACGGAGAUACCUUUCGAGGAUCCGCCGCCGAAGUACACACCUCCGCCUAGCUAUACUACGGCGACCGGAGCACGGAUCGCGAAGAUGCUGCGGCAAAGCUUCCGACGAAGCGUGCGGAGGAUCGCGAACGUGUUGGGGGAGAGCAGCGCGCCGCGACAGAGACCGGCGUUGCAGCCACCGCCUCCUGAUUAUGCGACCGUUCUGGUGGAGAUGAACCAGAGCGGCGCACAGAUGUCGCAUGAUCACGUUGCGAUCCACGUGUUGUCGGAGCCGCGGCCGGACGUGACGAAUACUGGUGAUAGUCGGCAUGGCAUCGUGUCGGCGGUCGAACGUCGUCAUCGGCCGAACACUAUCGACCGCGCCAGCAAGAUCGGCAUCGCAAGCAGAUCGCGCACAAUCGAACGCACUCACUCGACGAUCGACCACGGUCGCCGAUGUACGAACGCUACCACGAACACCCUGUCCGGUUCGAACUUAACGGCCGCCGACGUGGCGAAUCUACUUCGUAGCAGUAUACGCAGGGGCACCACGAGGACACAGCAUUCCUUACGUAGGAGCUUCUGCCAUGAGGCACCGACGAUGGCGGCGUCCGUCGAAAAUCUAGUCGAAGCCGCUGCACCUAUCGGCGAGGACUCCUUAAUCUUAUCGAAGGAUACGCCUCUAGUCCCUGAUGAACAGGUCGGCGACCGCAAUCGCCGCGAUGGCGACGAUCACGACGAUGGCAACGACGGCGAGGAGAAAAAGACUGCAAGCGAAAUGGAAAGUUCCGUUUCUGUGAUAUAGACUGA